UGUUUCUGCAGCUCUAUUGGCGGGUCACUUUCACGACGACACGCGGCAAACAUGCGCUGGCUUUGGACUUUCGGACGCGUUCCCGAAAUUGAGCCAAAUGAGAUGCUUGCCGUAAGCAACCGCAUCCUCGCCUUGCCACCAGAGCAAAGGACUUCCGGGACCGCCGCUCACAUCAUUGAUGUGCGGACACAGGCCGAGUUCAAAGCGGGGCAUAUCCCGGGGGCCCUGAACGCGUCCCUUCUGCCGCCCUGGUCUUGGCCUGCCAGAGUGGAGCCCCUGCUGCAGGGGCUGCAGCCCAGCACCGAGCUGUACGUCAUCUGCCUGUCCGCGCACCGCUCCAUUGGUGCCCUGAAAUGGCUACAGGAUCGCGGCUUUACAAACGUCAAGCAGCUCAAGGGUGGCAUGCAAGCCUGGCGGUCACAAAGGCUAAUUGAAGUGAAGGAACUGGGCGCCACUGAUGGUGAUGACCGAGCAACAGUGAUGGAACCAGCAGCCUGCUGCCCACAGCAGCCGAACAACGCGGAGUGAAGGUUCACAUCGCAACAACCCCAACGGCGCACCGAGCCCUAUACACGAUACUGAAACAGCUGGGCCUGGAUGCGGAGAGUGAGGGAGCUGUUGGGGAGUCAUUCCCGGCGGUACGGGUGGUGACAUUGGUGGUGACAUUGGUGGUAACAUUACGGCCGGUGGUUAGUCGUACAAGAGGGGGUACCCGGGGGAUGUUUUCCGGCACUUGGCCGACAGCAUGGCGGGGCACACACCUAAUGGCGGGGCACAUAUCUAAUGGCGAUCACUGAGCCAGGCAGUGGUGUAUGGGAGAAGGUAGACACUAGCAACUUAGCCGCAGAGCUGAGGCAGCUGAAUGAACACUAUGACUGAGUAGGGGACACACCAGGCCUAGGGGGCGAUUGCAUUCGGAUCCUUGUUUGGAACAUGCAUGUAGGGCAAAUAUGUCGACCAUAGGGCAAAUAGCGCGUGUAUAGUUAUUCCGAAGCGUGUGGUGGUAACUUUACGGGCUGCCGAUGGCAGUUCUGGUCAAAGCCUCAGUCUAGCGGCCAGCAAAUCGGAGGCUUCUUGCAAACUUUCACCGCAUCUGCUCUUCCACCGACCGGCCUUUUAUAGGAGCAUGUGGAGGAUGACCAAUGCGGAUUAUGCCGGGGGUUAUAUGGACACCCAGGGAGAGAUGCUUAGGGUGGCGUUGGGGCAGCUGCUGCUGAACCUGCACGCCGCCUCAAAGGCGCUAAUGUAGGGCAAAUAUGUCGACCAUAGGGCAAAUUUGACCAGGUUAAGGCUGUGCGAGGUCUACUUAACGUAAUCAUCCUGACUGAGAUGAAUUCGCAUGUAAAUUACAA
Molecule: messenger RNA, 1352 nt
Organism: Volvox carteri f. nagariensis
Lineage: Eukaryota; Viridiplantae; Chlorophyta; Chlorophyceae; Chlamydomonadales; Volvocaceae
Exons: 5
Coding region: 52-528 (158 amino acids)
Source: RefSeq, a predicted model, not a curated record